AUGAUAAACAAAAAAACAAAAAGUGGUCAAAGCUGAAUCAUCAACAAGCAAAGGAAAUGUACGAUUGAAUAGUUUUGGAACAUCGCUCUAGGCGAGCACAAAGGAAACUCUGGGCCGAGCAACUUAGCAACAUGGAGGAUGUGGAUACUGGUGAAAGGAGAUCGUACGACUAAUUCUUCCAAAUGUUGAGAAUCAUCUCUGUAUCGCAACCUCGCGUCAAGCCUCUCGCCCAUUACGUAUCCAUUGUUUGUUCAGCCUCAACAAGCUAUCUACUACCAUCUAAUUCUCUCAUUCUAGGCUGUUGGCUCCUUGGAUUUGAAUUCUCUCUUCGCCAUUCUCCCACUUAUCCAAACAGAAGGAAGGUAGCUACGACGUUGUUUCCCUUUUCAAUAGAGACCCAAUAGCUCCGCCGAAACUCUUCGUGGUUCAACCUCGUCUUCGUCCUAAUGCAUUUCUGCAAGCAAAGUUAAAUGAGGCUUUGUGUCUUGCAAAUUCUCUAGAAGAACAACGAGAUGGGUAUUUUCAUAUUGAUUUCUUCGACAAGGACAUACCCUCUCACGUCGUAGUUCAAAAUCCUUCUGCAAGAGUGGCCCACGCUGAUACAUAUUUUGGACCAGGGACUGUGGAUACCAUCAAAUGCCAUUUGAAUGCGGCAGAGUCGAAAGUGAAGUUGAUGCUAUUUUUGUGAUGCCAUUCUUUCUGGUAUUCAGCAAAGGAAUCUGAAGCGGGCAUGGGAUAAACCUGUAUUGGAUCGCGUGGGUCUCAUAAUAGAGAUAUUCAAUGCUCAUGCCUACACGAAGGAGGCCAAGUUACAGGCUGAACUGGUUGCAUCAACAAGCAAAGGAAAAGGAAAGAAAAUAAUGAAAGUUGAAUCAUAAAGCAAAAGAAAACAAAAUAAAAUCCGAAGAGAAGAAGAAGGUACACACCUGUUGCCGGCCUUAGCAUGCGGCUGCACAAAUUCGAUUACGAGAACGUUGGUAGGGUAUAACAAUUACCAAUUCACCAGACAGAGAUCCACACCACGCCUUCCCGUUAUCAAUUGUAAGCAAGAUUACUGGAUUUCUAAAGGCAAAUCUCGAUUGCUGAGCAAGAAACAAGCGGAUCAUUCUCAUUUCACCAACUUCAACUGUGAGGGCACCAACAAAUUUACAGACCAUACAAGAUUACAAAUACAAUACAUUUGUGGUCUACUUGAGAAACUCUCAUUUGGGAAUUGAAGCGAUUUGCUAAGAGAGAAAUAAAAAGAGAAAUAGAUUCCAAUAGGCAUGACAGGAUUUGGGCAUGGACUACGUGUACUUCGGAGACAGAUGCAUCUCCUUCAGCAACGUGAAGGUCCAUCAGAGGUUCUAAAGGGAAAGAUCACAGAGUUGGAGAAAUUUAGGAAGAGGAAGAAAAGUACGAAGAAGGAUCAGUUCAUUGUGGACGUUCCUGAAUCAAAAUCUUUCCUUGACACUGCCUCUAUGCCUAUGAUUCUCACUGCUGUUGGAGUUGCUCUCUUUGCUAAACUCCUUAUGAUGUAUGAUGAGUCAAGAUCUGAAGAGCUGAUAGAGCGCAAAAUAAAGAAUGCUCCCCCAGGUCAAGGAACUGUGAGGAUGCUUAGUCGUGAGGAGUGGGAGGAAAUUCGAGAUGUUCGACCAAGAACUCCAUUUGAAUCCAAGCUUGCUCGUCCAAAUGCAAGAAUUAGAACUGGAGAACCUUUACACAUGGAAGAUUUAAAGGAUUGGACAAUUGAUGUACUGUCAGAUGCACUUACUCGGGCUGAAGAAAGUGUAAGGCAUGGUUCCACUUCCAAGUGACUUCAGAGACUGAAGAGUCUCCAUAAGGUUUGGAGAAUUUCAGGCUCACCUCAACUGGUGUUUGGGGCUGUGCUUUGAAGGAUGGUUAGGAAGACAUUUAGAAAUUAUCUUGUUUUUAUGUCUGAUAUGAUAUUGAUCAUGUAGGUCUCCUGUUUGAUAUUUUAUGUAGAGGAUUAUCAGGUAGCGAUGAGUCAGGAUAGAGAAAGUAGGUAAUAAAUUGUGACUGAAUUGCGAAUUGGUGGUGGAAAAGCCUGGAUGGUGGUGGAUAGUUUAUGCAAUUCCAUAAACAAGGGGUUUGGCGGCAGAAACCAGUUGUGAUCGUCCUAUUAUAAUAUCUAUCUCUGGGUAAACCUCGAAGUCAUUCAAAUUUAUUUAUUUAGUUGAACCUCGAAGGAGAAAUUUGAAUUC
This is a messenger RNA of Benincasa hispida (wax gourd), 2204 nucleotides long. RefSeq names its product cytoplasmic dynein 2 light intermediate chain. The record is from RefSeq and is a predicted model, not a curated record. Lineage: Eukaryota; Viridiplantae; Streptophyta; Magnoliopsida; Cucurbitales; Cucurbitaceae.